AUGAAAUGCCACCCAGUUCAAGCCAAAUCAGAACCAGUGCUAAAACUAAAACCAACAUCCGCUCAUUGUUGGGGAGGAAAUCACACAAAUCGAAUUUGUUACUUCACUAAUCUCUACUUCAGCACGGACAUCGAAGAAUUUAUUUUUGUGCAUGGAGAUGGCAGUAGUUACAUCAACAUUCCUGACAACAUUUACAACCCUGCCCUGCUAGACAUGUCAUCAGUUGAAGACCACAACACACAGUACUUCGCCUAUAUGGACGUUUCACUCGAGAAAUUCAGCAAUCCUCUCGGCAAAAAUAUCAGCACAGUUGAUGGUUUCACAUUAUGCAUGAAGAGAUUUCUCCCUAGCAACUUGAUGCACAUCUUUCAUGACGACCUCUUACCUAUUUAUUACACCAUUGAUGUAUUGAAAUCUAAAUUUAAUCCAUCUACAUUAGAUGUGAAUCAUGAUUUGGAUGUAAAAUUAUUUUACGCAGAUAGCCGGCCUCCAGGUGAUUACAGCUACCUGUAUGACAUUUUUUCAAACAACAACAAACCUCUUUAUCUCUAUGAUUUGUUGCAGUCGGAUAAUAACUCUCUGAUUUGUUUCUCGAAUGUUAUAGUUGGGGUCCUUAAGCACACAACCUGGUACCAGUAUGGUUUCAAAACCUUUCAAGGACCUCUGAGUGAUUCAAAAAUCAACAAAACCAUCAUAAACAAAUUCACUAAUUUUUAUAAAACAAAAAUGAACAUAACGAAUUCUCUCAGUGACAAUACAAUAAAUAAACCUCAAAAAGGAAUUCUACUCAUUAGACACAAAAACAGGUUAAUAUUAAAUGAAGCAGAACUAGUGUCAACUCUAGUCAACCGGCUAGGAAUCAAAAUUCGGAUGAUGUCGCUGGAAAGUCACACACUGAAUGAUAUCAUUGCAGAGAUAUCAAAUGCCAAAUUCAUAAUGGGAAUGCACGGAUCCCUUCUGAUUCUCUCAAUCUUCCUCCCACCCGGAUCUAUCCUGGUUGAAUUGUUCCCUUACGCCGUCAGUCUAAACAACUACACUCCGUUUCGUACUGUUGUUAGCAUUCCGGGGUUGAAUGUAUCUUACAUUGCCUGGCAAAAUACUGAUCGUUAUAAAACUGUCACUCAUCCCAAUCGCCCGGCCAAGGAAGGUGGGAUUGGUCAUCUGGACAACGAGGAACGAGAGAGGAUAGAAAACAGUGAUGUGGUUAGCGAGCACCUUUGCUGUCAGGAUCCAACCUGGCUAUUCAGGAUCUACCAGGAUACCCUCGUUGACAUCAAAGAGGUAAUUCAACUGAUUAAAAUUAAGAUAAUCCUCAGACCGUAUAGAAUUUCAAAUUUAAAAUGUAGAUGGCAGUCGGAUUCCUCUUUGAGGGUAACGUGGGAUGCUCCAUUCAACAUCAAAUACUUAAACUACGACACGAUGCACUACGAUUUAAUACUGCAAAACACGCAACACUUGAAUAGUGAAGAUUUUAUUUCAUUGAAAAUUAAAGCCGACGAUGAAAACAGUGCUGUCAUAAAUAGUGAAAUAGUAGAUGUAGAUGAUGAAUAUUUGGUCUGGAUAAGAUGUGUUAUUGAUGAGAAUAUUCUCGGACCUUUCAAUAAUAUCAAUGUGUUUUGCUGAUGUUAUAAAACAACAUGUGUAAUCUUUUGUCUCUGUGUAAUGCAUUAAUUCACGUAGACGUUAAUUUUAAUAAUGCGUUUUGGAUCAAAUGUCAUUAAAUUUAUAGUUUCUUGUUAAAUUCUCAAAUAUGUAGCAAAAAUAUAAAUUAUUACUUGCGGUUUAAACGGCAAGAAAUAUAAAUGGAAAUAUGAAUUCAGUCGAAAUGAAAGAAUAUGAGAACCGACUCUUAACACACAAUUGCAAAAAAUAUUCUCAAGCUCAACCCACGAGAAAACGAUGCAAUCAUGAACUGUUUAAACGCAUUUAAGGAUUUCUAAAUAUAUUGUGCAAAAAAUAGUGAACAAUAGUGUAAAAAUGAAAAUAACAACCAUGAUCAACCCUUGUAAUGAAAAUUAACAUUCUAACAAUACUACUUCAUAUAAAUAAACAAUAUGACAAGCGCUAAACAAAUUUUGCAAUGUUGUGUAGGUGAAAACUUCUUACUCAAAUUAUUCAACGUAUUGAUCUCAACGAGACUUAGUGACAUGAAAAAUUGGGUCAAAUACGGCCAAAAUUCAAAGGGGCCGUGUGGCAUGACACAACUUUAAAAAGGGGUCACGGGUCUCUUUUUGAGGUACUCAGCAAUUUUGGGCUGGGAGGCAAUCCUGUCGUAAUGUUCCUUCAACUUUGGGCUGUCCUUGGCCCACUCUGCAUGAAAUGCUGAGAAACUUUCAAACACAGAGUAGAAAUGCAGGUCGGCAAGGGAGAGCUUUUGUCAACAAAAAAGUGUUUGUCACCUAGAAUCUUCUCCAACAACCUCAACACAUCUGGG
Molecule: messenger RNA, 2434 nt
Organism: Helobdella robusta
Lineage: Eukaryota; Metazoa; Annelida; Clitellata; Rhynchobdellida; Glossiphoniidae
Exons: 3
Coding region: 1-1623 (540 amino acids)
Biological process (GO): protein O-linked glycosylation via mannose
Cellular component (GO): endoplasmic reticulum
Molecular function (GO): protein O-acetylglucosaminyltransferase activity
Source: RefSeq, a predicted model, not a curated record